AUGGACGCGGCAGAUGCCACAACGGAUCCCUCGACUCCCAAGCAUGAGAGCAGAUCCCGCACAGAUGAGGCGUCCUCUGGACCUGCAGAGGCAGAGCCAGAGACCAUGGAGACAACAAGCCAGGCUAGCCAUCCAGUUUCCAGGACAAAGGCGGCCGAAAACCGCCGAGGCAGCAAGCGGCCACACCCGCCUGUUCCAAGCCUGGAUCCGGACCAAGCGAAUGUCAGCCCAACAGUCAACCGUGGCCGAAAGCACCGGCAGACUCUGACCCCGGAGCAUGGGCACGACCCUGAAGAGGCUGGAUGCCCCAAAGAGCGCGAGAUCAAGCGACUGCAGCAUGAGCUUGCGGAGCAGAAGCGGGAGAUGCAAAAUCUCCUCAGCGUGGCCAAGCGAGGCCGUUUCAUGCUAGCUGAUGCCCUGAUCGAAAAUGCCAAGAAUGAAAGAGAAAAGACACGUGCUAAGCUGUUCAACGACAGUGUCCGUGUGGGCAAGUACAAGACUAACCUGUACGGUCAAAUCGAGUGGGAGAAUGGCUCGGAAGCAGAUGCCAUCAAGGCAAUGAGGAGCAAGCUUCAGCAGGAGCGGGAUUCUGUGUCCGCCGUGAAGGGCUCGCUGACGAAGCAAUCCAAAAACAAGGCUGUUGAGAACGAUGAAGCGGAUGUAAAUACUGAAGAAGCUGAUGAGCAGCGCGAGGUCUGCAACCACCGGAUGGAGUACAUCAGGAGAGAAGACACAGCCAUCAAGGAGCGCGAGAGCUGCUUGAGGGCGGAACGGCAUGCCUUCCUCCAAAAUAAGAUGCUGGUGAACGCAGAAGACAAGUCACGAUUCAGACACUAUCCUCUCGUGAAGGAUAGAUUUCAGCUGCUGAACUUGAUCGGCAAGGGAGGCUUCUCAGAGAUUUACAAGGCGUUUGAUCUGGAGAUGAUGUGCUACUGUGCCAUCAAGCUUAACGAGAUCGAGACGAAGAUGUCGGACUCCACACGUCAAGAUUUGGUGCGGUGGGCCGUUCGAGAAACCGAGAUCCAAAAGACCUUGACGCAUCCACGCAUUGUCCAGCUGCGCGACUGCUUCGCUUUGGACAGCCACGCAUUCGUGCUGGUGUUGGAGCUUUGCGAAGGUGAGACUUUGGACAUGCGCUUGAAGACCGGUGGCCCUCUGCCGGAAAAGGAAGCAAAAGCCAUCAUUAUUCAGAUUCUGAGCGGACUGCGGUACUUGAACACCUGUGGCCGGAAGAUCAUUCACUACGACAUCAAGCCAUCCAAUGUGUUCUAUCACGCCGGGCAGGUCAAGAUUGGUGACUUCGGGCUCUCCAAAAUGGCGGACCAUGGCAACGAGGGGAUCAUUGAGCUGUCCACUCGGGGCGCCGGCACCUCCUGGUAUCUUCCACCCGAGUGUCACGAGACAGCAUCCCCUACUAUCAGCAGUAAAGUGGACGUCUGGAGUACCGGUGUGGUCUUCUUCGAACUCCUCUUUAAUCGUCGACCUUUCGGAGAGGGCCAGAGCCAGGAUGCCUUCCGCCGGUCGACGGGCAUUGAAGACACCUUCGAGCUGGUCAUUCCAACUGCCCCAAGAGUCUCAAACGAGGCCAAGGAGUUCUUGCGCCGCCUUCUGGCACGGGACCGCGAUCAGCGGCCUGAUGUCCUGGAGGCUUUCCAGGAGCCGUAUAUCCGCAAGAGCUUGACCGACGUUACGGGCAAGAAGCGCUAG
This is a messenger RNA of Symbiodinium natans, 1707 nucleotides long. The record is from the annotation of a GenBank genome assembly. Lineage: Eukaryota; Dinophyceae; Suessiales; Symbiodiniaceae.